Messenger RNA from Clonostachys byssicola, 750 nucleotides. Lineage: Eukaryota; Fungi; Ascomycota; Sordariomycetes; Hypocreales; Bionectriaceae. The record is from the annotation of a GenBank genome assembly.
AUGACAUGGGAGCACAUAGUGAGGAGAUGGCUAUCUGCUUGCUCACUGAUCAAAACAUCCGCAGAGCAGAUUCAAGACAGCAAGGGGAAUGUUAACAGCGAGCCAUACACUUUAUCUCUCGAAAGUUGUAGCGAAAGCAUAUCCGACACAGAAACAAAAGAAAGCAGCGAAGUCACCCGGCGACGUCGAUUCCAAACUGCCCUGACUGUAGUAGGGAAGAACCAGUACGGACUAGUCCAUGACUUUCCUGUACCGGAAAUUCAGAAUUCGGAUGAGAUCCUAAUCCGCAACCACGCAACAGGACUCAACCCAAUAGACUGGAAAUGUGUCGAUUACAAUUUCUGCCUUCCCAAGUUCCCAUGGGUGACAGGCAGGGAGUGCGCGGGUAUAGUAGAAGAAGUUGGAUCGUCCGUUACUCUGUUCAAGCGUGGGGAUCGUGUCUGGACAAGUACCUAUUACAAAGAUAUUCGCGCCGGAUGCUUUCAGGAGUAUCUAGUAGUGCCUGCGCACACUGUCUGCCACGUUCCGCAUACAAUGACGCUCGAGGAGGCCGCGUGUCUCGGCGUCUGUGCGUUGACGGCGGCCGUCACGUUGUGGCAUUGGCUCAAGAUCUCUAUGCCAUCACAAUUGACCGUCGAGAAUGGCGGUGCGGUCCUGCCAUCCGUCCAAACUUGGCCUCCCUGCCAAGAUGAAUAUGUUUUGGUUUGGGGUGGUAGGGAUCUAAAGGAAAGGGCCUAUAAGGAGCUCUAG